Molecule: messenger RNA, 4271 nt
Organism: Candoia aspera
Lineage: Eukaryota; Metazoa; Chordata; Lepidosauria; Squamata; Candoiidae
Gene: TANGO2
Product: transport and golgi organization 2 homolog
Exons: 9
Coding region: 200-1030 (276 amino acids)
Biological process (GO): protein secretion; Golgi organization
Cellular component (GO): Golgi apparatus
Source: RefSeq, a predicted model, not a curated record
UUUUGUCCAGGGGAAAGAGUUGGCAAGGCCCAUCUGUGGAUUAGUUUAUCUAUAAUUGUAAAAGCCCUUAUCAGGAGCCUGUCCACCUGCUGAUGAAAACCUUGGGCAUAACUCCAGAGACCUCUAAAACGGGCUCCUUGAAGCAUGACCUGUUGCUGACCAUCUCUGCAAGGAAGCACAACUUCCCUGUCCGUAACCCAUGUGCAUUCUUUUCUUUAAGCUUGACCCGCGGCCCGUUUCCAAAAAUGCCUACAGGCUUAUCCUAGCAGCUAACAGGGAUGAAUAUUACCACAGACCCUCCAGAUCGGCCGACUUUUGGGACAGCAGCAGCGAGAUCCUCAGUGGCUUGGAUAUGGAAGAAGGGAAAGAAGGUGGGACUUGGCUUGGAAUCAGCAAGAAAGGCAAGAUGGCCGCCUUGACCAAUUACAUGCAGCCUCAGAUCAACAAGAACGCAAAAGGAAGAGGUGCCCUGGUGACCAAUUUCUUGAAGUCAGAAGUGGACAGUUACUCUUAUUUGAAGAAAGUUGCCUCAGAAGGACAUCUUUACAAUGGGUUUAAUUUAAUAGCAGCAGACUUGAGCACCACUAAGGGAGAUGUAAUUUGCUAUUACGGAAACAAAGGAGACCCCGAACCUGUCUUCCUAAAUCCCGGGAUAUACGGCUUGAGCAAUUCUCUGCUGGAUACGCCAUGGAAGAAGCUUCAGUAUGGAAAGCAGAUUUUUACAGAUGUCAUCAGGCACAGUCAGAACCUCAAGAAGGAAGAUCUGGUUCAGGAGCUCAUUAAAGUGAUGAAUAACCAGGACCCUCAGCUGCCGGACCCUGCAAUGGAGGAUCAGGGAAAGGAUUACGUCCUCCCAUUCCUAAACAAGUACGCAGCUCUGUGUGUUCGUUGCCCAGGUUACGGAACUAGAGCGAACACAGUCAUUCUCAUCGAUGGGGAUGGAGACGUCACAUUCACCGAACGCACCAUGCUGAAUGCUGAUAUUGACCAAUGGAAGACGAGCACUUACCAAUUUAAGCUGCAGAUAUAACAGCUUUCCUUCUGAAUGAAUUGCAAAGAUAAAGUAAAGGGAAGCUUCUGAACUGUCAGGGCUGGGAGAAGAGUCCAGUAAACAACUAAAGAGAGCAGAUAGUCUUUAACCUUGCCUAGAACUCUGUAGCAUUCGGGGGGGAAAACCCAAACAAAACUCCCCCCUCCCCGCAAAAUCCAGAACAGAACAAUUUAAAUAGAAAAGCAAACUCUGUCUAAAAAUAAAACAGGCUACCUUUUGCACAAAGGGAUCUGUGUCGAUCUUGGGGGAAAAAAAUUGCAUAUCUGCUUCAGCAUAAACCCCCACAAUUAUUUCACUUGUUAAUGAGAAACGCAGAGAACUCUGGAUAAUCUUGUACGGUAUGCUUCUAUUUUUCCGCCUUGCCUUUGACCGAGGACAGCUGGAAAGCGAAGUGAUUAAAUUAUAGGGUGAAUCUUAAAAAAAAAAAAAGUCAUAAUUCAGUAUUGGUGCUGCUGUACCUUUUAACCAAGUGGCAUUAGCUGCUUGUAAGCAUUUGUGAUGGUAUAGAAUUUGUUUUUCUGCAGAAGUGUAAGGAUAGGAAAAAUUCUGUGUGUUCACAGUUAUUGGGCCUAUGGAGAAUCCUUGAUAUCAGGAUUGUUUCUGCCUUCCUUUGAUGGCAACACAAGAAGACCUGGUUUUAAGCAUGACUGUCUUUUAAUUAGCAUUGCCUCUUUAAAACUGCAGAAAGAACUGAUCAACGAUACGUCUUGAUCACAACUCGUUGGUCAAGAAUCUUGCUCACUUAAAAUUCCUUGGGGUUACUCUUAAGAAUUCCUUUAAAGAUCAAGCAAUGUCCUUUCUAGAUUCUAAGGCAGGAAAAGGGGGAAAAACAUGUAAAGGGGUAUGGCUGGAGGGCUCUAUUUCCCAUUUUAGUUAAAUGCCUCACUUUGCUGAUUUUGGGUUGUGUGAAUAUAUAUAAGUUGUGUUUUUGUGGGGGCUUUGUUGCAGAAACGGCAGCUGUGUCAUUCCUGGGCCCUUUGGGAGGCUGAUGAUAAUGCUUGCCUCUUUUUCAGACUAAAUUCUUGCUUGGGUGAUGACAAUGCCCCAAGGGGAACUUUAGGUUCCGGUUUUAUAUCCGCCUACCUGGGAAUAAAUCCUGCUGAAGUCAAGCAGGCUUCCUUUUGAGUAGCUAUGCAUAUGAUUGCAUUGUUCUCUCCAGUCACGAUUCAUAGCUGCACCCACCAGAAGCCACUUUGUCCUCUAGGCAAGUAGAGGAUCAAGCACUGCUCAAUUGCUUUAAUUGCCCACAUUUUAGGCUGCAGACCUGGGCCUGUUUUCUCUGAAGCCAGUCUUGUUGAUCUCGGUAGGACUUCUGAACCAAUACGUUCAAGGUUACACCGUUAGCUUUGCUUCUCAAAUUAGGCUUUACCCAGCCAUGCAGCACGAGCGCACGAAAAGCUGGAGAGUGAGGCAGCUCUUGUGGGAAAUGAACACACCAUGGUGAGGCUAUGCGGCAGCAUUGCCAAUUUAACUAGAGAAUGUACUGCCUGUAGUUUAAUAUGCUCCCUUGCAGCUGUGGAGAGCUUAAAGUAAUUCCUUGAAUGUUAGAUUGCUUCCCAGUUGUCAGCCCACAGCCUGGAGGAGGUGCUUGAGUCAAGAAAUAUUAAAAUCCAAGCCAGUUUUUCUCCAGGCAAACCCCAUGGGUGAGGCAGGUUACUUAAAAACGGAUUGCCAGAGUUUUAUUCCCCUGUCUCAUGCCGUAUGUUCUUCCCAAGUUAGCAUUCCACAGAUUGCUGAAACCACCAAGGUUUUUUGCCUUCCUUACGGUUCUUGAAGAUUUAAUCAGUGACUUAGCCUAUCUUCAGGGCCCUGGUAGCGACCAGCGAAAAGGGUUCUUACAGUACAAUAUGAUGGGAAAUUAGGAUUAAGGUGGCAGCACACCAGGCAUAGCAGAACGCCAAUUUCAAAGCACAUUACAAUAUCCAGGGGCCAAAUUCUGUUUUAUGACUGCAUAGAAAAGGGCUGUAAAUGCAAAGGAUGGCCUUGAGUUCAAGAAAAAGGUAAUUGUAAGGUUAGGCUUGCCACAGAAAGUUCUGGUGAUGUUCCAGGGCUUGCGGUAAUAGCCACAUCGAGCAGGAACCUUGUGUAUAAACGUGAAUGUCCGUAAACUACCCCAAGUAUACAUCCUUUAAUAUGAGAAUGUCCCUCUUCGAGUUGUAUGGAUGUCAUUUACAAGAGCUUUUCACUUACAGGCUCCGUGUUGCAAGCUUGCUUUGAGAAGCUCAUCAGUUCUUGGUUCUUAUCAAUCUUGUCCCCAGCUAGGAAAUGAUUGAGGAUGGACUAUCAGGAAAUAAGCAUUACUCAAGGCUGGAUUUGAAGAGUUGGGCUGUUCUGGCUGUCCAGGUUGCCCUUCCCAAGAAGAAGGGCGGAUGUGAAGAUUUUCAUCUUUGCAACCUGUGAAUUUGUAGAAAAUAAGCCAUUCUACCCGAUCAUGUCUUCAUUUUCCUGUUAGAGAGCUUCCCUCUCUCUAUAUAUAAAAGGAAUUUCCCAUGUAAUGAAUUACCAGUGAUCUUUCUGAAUACUUUUAAUUGUUUGGAAUACCAUAUGCAGUUGCCAACAUGUGAUAAAAGCAGUGCAGUUGGCUUUUAGUAACCUGUUAUCAUUAUCUUUUUGUGCUUCCCAUGUUUAGCUGUAAAUGACAGCUUGAUUGUUGGCACAACAUGAGCUUGUUUGAUCAGUUGUUUUUAAAAUGUAUAAUUGAUAUAUCUAAAAUAUUGCGGAAGAAUUCUGCAAACGGCUCAGAUGUGAUGUUCCUUUUAAAUUAUUAAAGAAUUGAGCCUUAGGCGCACACUCAAGAUAAAAAUGGAAGAGGUCAUAACAGCAUCACAGAAACAGCCAAGGGAGAAGCAAUAUCAUCUGAGGAGUUUCUCUCUCUCUCUCCCCCCCCUCUCUUUUUUUUUAGUGUAGUGAGGGCAAUUGAAAGAGCAAGAUUGAAGCUGAAAAAGUGAAAAAAGCAUAUACAACCAUGCAUGGUUGAGAUUUGAUCCUCCCUUCCUUGUAAGCCUUUAAAAUCAGGGACACCCAAUAGUGAUGAACAUUUGAAUAGGUAAGAACUUCUUUACAUAUGAAAAAUUAACAGAUUUAAUAACUUAUUAUCUCUUGAGACAAACCUGUCUUACAAAAAACACACAGGGUCUGAAUAUAACAUACAACCACCAUCACCUCUAGUCCUCGAUAGCCUUGUUAACGUGUCUGACUCACCCUCCUUUAAAUUCUUGAA